CGGCAGGCAGGGAGGCAAGGCGGGCAGGCCAAGGCGGGCAAGCCAGGCAAGGCGUUACAGCGCCGUGUCGCGAGGGGGGGGAUGCACGCCAGCACAAGCGGCGGCGGCGCGGCGGCGGCGGUGGCGGGGCUCGCGCCUUCCUUGCAUCGCCAUGCCAUUCACAAGAGCCUGCCAGGCCCACGCCGCGCGCUGAUUGGCUGGCAGGACAACUAACACAUCAUUUUACCUAGGCCGGCAUUGGCAGGCUGCCGCGCGAUUGUCUCAAAACCAGCCACUGUUUCCGAUUCUUCUGCUUGUCUUCGCAGGCACCAGAUUCUCUCCCCCUCCUUCCCUUCCCCCCACCACCGCCUUUCUCCCUCCCUCUCCCCUCUUCUUCAUCCUUGUCUUUCUGUUUUUGUCGGGGGGUGGGGAGGAAGAGGGUCUUCUUAUCCCCCCCUUUACUUUCCUCCCUUUGCCAGGUCCUCCUCCUCCUACCAAGCUCAUCCCCUAUCCUCCCCUCCUCCCAUCCCGUUUCUUCGUCUCUCGCAUCCCCCCUUCCAUCUCCGGCCUAUUUCUUACCAUCUCUUCUUCUCUACUUUCUAAUCACUCAGUGGCAGCGAGAGAAGGGGCUACGGUAGCUCGCCAUUCAGCCUCCGGCCUUCAGGAGCAAGCGCGCUCUCACAGCUGAGACAGGGGGAAACCGAUGCCGGAAAGACACGCGAUCAGCAAGGCUCUCGAUGGGGUCUGAACUCCAGCACCAGCACUCCGGCCUGUAGACGGCUCGUAGAAGGAGGGACCCGCCGCUGUCUCCUUACGCGGUGUCAACUCGAUUCCAUCACAACUUCCCCACCACCACCACCUACCCUAUUGGUCUGUGUGCUUUCCCCACCCCCCACUCUCAACCACCCCCUCCUCUCUCUAUUUCACGCUCCUUCUCUCUCGCCGACAGACUCGAUUCGUGUGACUGUGAUUCAAGCCAGAGGACUGUUUACCAGCUCGUUCCUCCCAGAGACAUCGCCGUUCUCAUCAUCUUGGAUUCUGGACGUGUUGGAACGCCAAGAUGGACAUUACUGACGGUUUAUAACAGUCGAUGAUCGUUCGAUUGAGACGAGGGGCGAGAAAGAGCUUCGCUGCCAGAAGAUUGAAAUUUAGCGCGCGAUCCGGUCAGCGACUGUUGCCCCUUCCGGGGUCAGAGGGCGAGACACGUGUUGUGUGUGUUUGCAUGUUCACCGCGUGCAGUGCAACGGUUUCAACCCCGUCCCCAUCCCCCGACAACGGUGCGGGGUGUACCACCGCUUGCUCUACCCGUACUGCGUAAAUCACCCUGAGCUGCUCUCAUUCCUCCACAAUGGGAUCAUCGCCGAGUGACUAUCUGCGUCUUGUUCUCGUCUAGCCAGCGAUGGGAGGAGCUGCCUUACCCAGGCUGUGAACUGUGGACAAUACAGUGAACUUUGUUGUGAACAGGGAGCCCAGUUCGUGUGUCCUCAACCAUCCUGCGCCCCCCACCCUCCACUCGCAUCCGUGUUUUCACGGCAGACUGGUUUCCCGAGACUGUCCUGUUACCUGCUCUGUCUCGGCUACCCACACCAUGCACGAAGCCUGCGCCCUGUCCGUCGUCUCGGUCAGGAGCAUGUCUUCUAAGCGAAAGAACACCCCGACCAAACUAGCCAAGGAUGACGGCCCGGUCUUUGAGCGGCAGACCGUGAACACCGCAGCUCCACUCACCCUGACUCCUCCGGCCCUCGCUCACCUGCCGUGGGACGACAAACUGCACCACCAACCCCAUCACCACCACUACCACCACCACCACUCUCUCUCCGACGACGGCACGCUGUCCACCCACAGCGACAAGGAUCUCAGCAGCGACAACAACAACCUCCCGGACGCCGUCGAGCUACAGGGACCACCGCCCGCCAAGCUUCGCCGCCGUUCGCAGGACAGCGCCGGUGCUGGUGACGUGAUCAUCGCGGGCAACGGAAGUGAUAGAGACGUGGACCAGGACGUAGAGGAAGCAGACGAUGUUAAUGGGGUGUGGUAAAGAACGUUGUGCCUCCCGCUUCCGCCGAGUACCUCCGCGACCCCUCAUCUCGCCUCCCAACCUCCUUUCGCUGGCUGGCGACGUCGGCAACUCCAUCAUAACCUCAGAACAGACAUCAUCCUCGUCUUCCUCGUCGUCGUCGUCCUCCUCCUGCGCCUCCGCCAUUGCCAUCACCACCGCUGCCGCCAACCUCAACGGGUCCAGGCCUCACCUCGGCCUGCUGCCGGCGCCUCAGCGGAAGUCGAUGGAGAGCGUGUUGCGGCGUCUGAACAGCUCGCGCGCGGCGGGUGACGUGGCGGAGAUGGUGACCCCUGACACGGGCAAGGUGUACAGCUCCGUCCACGCCGUGCUGGCCAGCGACGGGACGCUGCACGAAAAGGAGCGACAGAUCAGCGAGAUGAUCCUCCAGUUGCAGAACAUCAAGGAGAACCUCAGCCGCCAGAAGUCGGAGGAUACAAGAACCCCUUCGACUACAAGCCCUACGCCCAAGCCUUCGUUGACAACAGCAGUUUCCUCUGCAGUACCUCAGUCUAUGACCUCACCAAAGGUCACCGGCACAUUGUCCCCGCCCAUGCCCCCAACAACCUCACUGCUGUCAUCUUCACCAUUGUCUUCGUCACUGGCUGCAGCUUCAUCCUUACCAUCUCUGCAUGUAGAACCACAUAAAACGUCCCCGUCUUCACCCCUCAUGGCGGUGGCAUCUCCUUAUUAUGCAGUCCAGCCAUUGCCGGCCCCCACAGCUGUCAGACAGAUGACCCCCAUGGUCUCGGGUGCACACACCCCAAUCUUGGUGGGACCUGUGCCUGGAAUGUACCCCAUGCACUCCAUCCCAACCUCCAUGAACACCACCACCACUACUACAAUGAUCAACCACAACAUGGGCCACACCAGCACUGUUCCUGCCAAUGACCAGGACGCUCCUCUCAAUCUCACCAAGCCCAAACAGGAAAUCAAGUCAGAGACAAUCUCGGCUGAUUAUUUCACACAUCCUUAUGAGAAGAGCUCAAAACAAGAGCGGGUGGUGACCCCACCACCUGCACACAGCAACCAUCAUAAACGUGCUGCAGCCAUUCCCAUUGCUGUGACAGUGUCACAGCCUUCGCCACCUGCGCCUCCAGAGGUUUCAAAGUUUCUUGCCAGCAUGCAGCACUCACCAUUUGGGCUUCCUUCACAAUACAUGACCACUCCAUUCUUGAGUUUACCUUCCCAUAUUGGUUUACCAGCUUUUCCAGGACUGGCAGCGCAUCAUCCUCAGGCACACAACGGAAAGCUGUCUCCAGAAUCAGAAAAGGAUUCAUCUUACGUCCAGGAAAUGCUUGCGCAACAACUUGCAGCAUCAACAAACCCAGUGUUUCCUGGAAUACCCCAUCACAUGGCUUUGUAUGCCAGCACCCCCUCCCCUUCCCUGCCUCCACUCACCCCUCUUCCAUCUGCCAAAGACUGCUCUCCCAUGGCUGGCAGCUCAGAAGAUAACACCAGCAACUAUGUCCAACAACUGCAGAGCAAAAUGUUUGGUGCCAAAAUAAUCCGAGCUCAGCGUGAGAAGUCGGACCCCAGCAAACCUCACAUCAAGCGACCAAUGAAUGCAUUUAUGGUCUGGGCACGUGAAGAGCGUCGCAAGAUCCUCAAGGCUUGUCCUGACAUGCACAAUUCCAACAUCAGCAAAAUUUUAGGGGCAAAAUGGAAAGCCAUGUCAAAUGCUGAAAAACAACCAUACUAUGAAGAACAGUCACGACUAAGCAAAUUACAUAUGGAAAAGCAUCCAGAUUACCGAUAUCGGCCAAGGCCUAGGAAAAUGAAAGCCCAACAGCAGGCCAAGACGAUGCCCUCCUUGGUCCCAGAAUUCAAUGUCCCAUCAGCCAUUAUUUCCUCUCAAGGGAGAGAACUUCUUCCUCCCUUCAUGUUUGCAGGGGGGCUCUACCCAAGUUAUGGGUCCUUGUAUCCUCCUUGUGAGGAAAGUCCACGGCCAAAACGCACCUGCAUUGUUGAUGGCAAAAAGCUGAGAAUAUCAGAGUACAAGGCACUGAUGCGAACACGGAGACAAGACAUACGUCGAGUAUGGUAUGGAGAUUCACCAGGAUCUUUUGCUGAUGAACAUGAUGGUGCUAACUCUGGAGAGCCAGGGUUUGAUCCUGCACAGUUCCUUUCUGAUCCUUCAGCAAAAGGUUGCGAAGGGUCCACACCAGGCUCAGACCUCAACUUAGGCAGCCACAGCGAACAUUCGGACAAUCCAACUCCUGUGGCUUCUUCUCCAAAUGCACUCUUGCCCAAUGGCACAUGCGAGAUGGAUGACUCAGGUGACAUGGAGUUUGAUGGAAGCAACGAUGAAUCAUAUGCAGAUGCAGCUGAUGAUGAAGACUUCUCUCAUUGUGCUGAUGCAGAUGAGGCAGUGGUGUCAUCAGCAUAGUUUCGACUGGCAUUUUUUAACAGUGCAGGUUUCCUAUCAGGACAGCUGCUUUGCUGCAUUGUUCUCAGAAUCCUGUCUGCAGUUGAAGCAGUGUUUGGUUGUUUGCUUGCAAUGUCAUUGUUGCUGAGCACACAAAAACUAUAUAUGCUUUCUCAUCUCUGACAUUGCUGCCAUGUUGAAUGUUCUGAGAAAGAUUCAUAUAGCUGGCAAUACACCUUACGGUCAUUGCCAAUUUUCCACAGCUUGUCUGCCAGGCAUCAGCUCAAAUGGCCCUAGAACUUCGAUCCUGUUACACAUUACACAUAACUGAGAAAAGUUAAAUGGAAAAAGAAAUAACACCCAACAAAGACUGUACCUUGCAAUGGAUAAGCUGCAGAAUGAUAUCAGGGAAAGUACCGCUGAACUGUAUUAACAAGUGAAUAUGUGAAAAUAAGCACAUUGACUUAAAAUAAUGUGGCUUUACCUGUGACGGCAAGGCAGAGGGUAGAUGCCAAACCUGCAGUGACUGUACGCAUCUGAAUAUUCUCAAAAACUUGUGGCAUCAGCUCACAGCAUCACCUCAGCUGUGUGCAAGAACAGUCAAAGGGAGUGAGUCGUGGAUGCAGCAAGAACCGUCUUGGCAUGAGCAUGAAAACAAUAACCACAUUUUCACCAUUUGAAAGGAUAAAGAAAUUGUGAGACUUCUCGUACACAGGGAAAGAUGGUUGUGUGGAAACACACUAGUACUUUCAAGGGAUGGCAUACCUAUAUACUGGUUACACAUGAUAAAACUUUUGGGUCAUGAGAUAAAAAUGAGAGAACAUACAAAGGAACAAUAUGUGUUCAGCAUGAUCAGCAAAAGCUGAUAAAUCCACUUAAUUUCAAAGCCCUUACCAGACUAUGCCCCAUCUGUGUCACAGGAGAAAUGACUUGUGUGUUAACAGCUGUCAUGAACAGUUUGUUUCUAUUUUUUUUUUUUUUUUGUUGGACUCAAAAAUAAACGUGGAGGAAACUUUUUUAAGGUUUCACAAAGGCAGGACACCGUUUUGUAUGCUCUCAUUUUUGUACUUGGAAACAAUGUACAUGAGGGUAUUCAGAUAUUUACAUUUUAAAGACAUUUGAUGAUUCAAGGUGUUCCUGCUGUGCUGAGAAAUUCCUUAUGUUUUACAUCUCCACAACUGUUGACAUGAUCUCACCACUUUGGAAGGAAAUGACAUUUAAGAAGUAAAUUGAAACAGGGCUGAUCCCCUACAAGUGCAACACAAAAAAAUUGUAUCACUUUCUUAAAAUGAUUGUUAUAAAAGCAACUGUGCUUAGUAGAAUCGUCAUUUACUUGUUUUGCACAAAAUAAGUUUGAUCAAUUCAGCAUCAUCAUCUCAGAGAAAAGACUACGCACAUUUUUCCAAGCUUGCGAGAUAAGGUAGAUAGGAUUUGACGAUGCAUCAGUAGAAGGUGCAAGAAUUUUAUGUUGUAUCCCAUGUUGCAUCAUCUGCAAAGAUCACAUGAGUGUUUGCCUGCAUUUGCUAUCUUUGUUCCUUUUUUCUUUAGGAAUUGAUAGAUGGCCAAUCAGAUGCUACAUCACGAGGAGGAAAAUUUAGUAUGUUAUUUUCAUUCUGACAUCUGUCCUCACACUUUUCCAAGAAGUUAUUUUUUCAUUAUAGUUUUUUGUUUAAAAAAAGAUGCUUUUAUCCUUUGGCUUUUUAUAUAAUUAUGGUUUGUUUAAGAAGGUUUAUGGAUGAAUGUCAAAGACAUUUUGUUUAUGAAAAGUGUCAUCUUGAAAAUUCCCCACUAUAAUAUUCUGCAGUUCUCUUAGUCAUCUGCAACUCAAAACUGCAAAUCUUCUCAUUCAAAAGAUAGCAUAAGACAGCAAAUGAGGUAUUAAUAAAGUCCUUCUUUAUUAUAGUAGUUAGUGAUCUCAAGUGAACAAAGGUUAGGAGACAAUCUUUCCUAAAUGCUGCAUUCCUGAGUUCAGAUAUUUGGAUACAUAGAACAUUUUGUGAAUACCUAAAGAAGAAUUUUAAAAUGGAUCAGCGAGUGUAAUGGAGGUCAAAUUACACUGGCACUGGCAUGCCAAAUCACUAUUUUAAAUAAGUUGUUCAGUGUGAAUGCAAAGAGCUGAUUAAUAAACUGAGGCUCCAGUAAUAAUACGACUAUGUAUGAUACUAUCUCUGUGUUCAAUGAUCACACUUCAUUGGUCUAGAAAUUGUUUUAUUACGUGCCAAAUGGAUUAUUGCGUAGACUUCCUUGUGGCAGACUAUACUUCUAUAUAAAAACACAGAUCACCCAUUUAUGCUAGAUGGUACAAACAGAUGUUUCAUAAAAUGUUCUACAGAACUUUUGUAUCUUAGAGUGCCAUUUAUUUUGACUGAAGCAAACAGCAUGUUUAUAUAUUACUAUCUCCUUCAUUGUCAAACGUCUUCAAUGAUUGUGCAACAAAUCUCAGAAAGAGGACAAAGUAAGAGUUACUGUUUGGGGCAGUCAAUGAUGGUAAAGCAGUUGAUCUCAACAACGAUUUUUGAAGUGGUAUUUUAGAAUACAAUGUACAUGUAUCACAAUACAACAGGGUAGUCUGGCCACUGCAGUAUUCAGAUGUCUGCCAUUGUGGGAAUAAUAGACACCAAACUGGCAUGCUCUUGAAAAAGAAAGUUAAGCAUGUUCUUGGUUUCUUUGAUCAGGUAUGUGUACAUUCACAGCAUAUUGAUAUACUUACCUUGUAAACUUCCUCCCUAGUUUUGCUGAACAAAUGAUUUCAUCAGAUGGUGCUUAGACAAUGUCGUAUUUUAUUAUAUGCAUGUGUGGGUGAUUCUGGGAGGUGGGGAGAGCUGCAGCUAGAAUACUACACAUGAGAGAAAGGAAUGUUUGUUAGUUUGCAAGAGGCUGAAUGCACAUACAAAUGUAUGUGAGAAAUUCUUGUUGCCUGUUAAUAAUUAUAUAACAAAAAAAUAGAUGUUUAUUCCAUAUGAAAAUGGUUAUCUCCAAGAAAGAAGCCAAUUAUCUGCCAAAACAAUCAAUAUUAUCCAAUCUUAUACAAGUUCCUAAGGGGACUGUUUUCCUAUUCGGAGCAACGCAAUGAGCAAGACAAGGAUUUUUGCCUUGCUUUCGGUGUCUUCCAUUUGAUACCCUUUAGCUGGUAGUUUGUGUGCACUAAAUCUGCAGCAAUUUUAUUGCAGCUUGCAGUGGUAUGAAGAGCACAAAACUGCAUGAACCCUUUGGUUAUUGUAUUUUAUUCAUCCUAGAAUAAACCUUAGUAGUUCAGUUUCUUAAGUCGCACGAUGUAUCCUACACAUACACUGAAUGUACAGUUGCAUAUUCUAGAAAGGUCUCAUUAUGCUUGAAAUGGCAUUGUACACAGUAUGUUACUGCACAUGUAAAUUGAUGACAAUCUGCUGUGCAAAGCGGUGAACUCUUUUCUUCAGAACAAGUUUCUAUGGAUAGCAACUGGGUAUAACAUAUAACUAAAUUAUGCAACAACUAUAUCCCCUGAACUGAUCUCGUUUUUGUAUGCAUGUCUACUUGUUGUCAAACUAUUUAUUGGCAUCCAACUAUCACUAUACAUUUGUUUACAUGCUGAACUGACUUCAGCUUCUAACUGCAGCCUGUUUGUGACAAAAUCACCAUGGAAGCGAAACCAUUGGUGAAGACAGGAAUAAGUGUACAACAUGAUCUACUGUUGAGUGAUACCCCUUAGAAAGGAAAUGCCUCAGUAGAGCUUUGAACCAUGCUGUUUUGUUUCAAGUCACACUGAACAUAACUGAGGGAUCAAAGUCUUGUUCAUAAUUCAAUUACAGGAGAAAUGGAACAGCUCAUGUUGUUAAUAUGUAAGUCACCAAGUUGGAGAAUUGCUGUAUGACUGCGCCAAGAAAUGAUUGCCAGAACGCCAUGUUGCUCAAACGGAUUCAAAAACUAUACAAAUGUUUCCUUUCUGCAUGUAUAUCUUUAUCAUCUGUAUUUCUCUUUCUUCUUCAUAUCAGUGUCCACAUAAACUCCAAAUUAGUUUUGUCAUAUGAAUGUUCUUACAUUUUUUUUGUUUACACUUUUAGAGCCAGAUUUAAAAUUUUAAUGCCACUUUUUCAGUUUUCAUAUUGGAAAGUUUGUUUGUUGCCUUAUUUAGUGUAUUUUGAAAGUAUGAACUGGUGCUUUUUGACUGAUCUCGAGACUUUCUCACACUUCUGUCUGAAGGUUAACACAUUCAGUUUGACAACAUUCACAUUAUUGUAUCGAUCUAAGUAGCCUGGGUUAGUUUCCUUAGUAGAGCCUUAAUCUGCUCUAAAGGUAUGCUUUUUCUUUAUGACAUCUUACCCUAGAACACAGGUGAGGUUACAACAUGCCUAAAAUGUAGUGAGUUCAGGUAUAAAUUGGUAAAAUUACUUAAAUAAAAUAAUUUUUAAAACUAUUCCAAAAGCAAGCAUUUUUACUUAUUUUGUUUCAUUUUAAAUGUUAUCAAAUAUUUAUGUUAUAUUGGUGUUACUUAUCAUCUAAUGGCUCUUUUACCUUGUCUGAGUUUUUUUUUUUUCAUUUGUUCUCAUCUUACUCCUUUUCCUACAGCAUAAAUCGUAAAAAAAAAAAACCAAAAAAAAAAACCCCCUCAGAUUUGUAAGCAUCAUUGACACCAUCCAAAGCAGAUAGUUUUAGGAUAAAUUAGUUCUAAGGGAAAGUAUCAUCCUCCAGUGUUGAUUUGUGCUAUCCUACUGCCAGCAAUAGGAUCUAUCAGUGGUUCAUGAUCAGUAUAAGAACAAUUAACAAUUCAUUAACUGCAAUUGCCACCCCCAGUGCAACGUACCUUGUAGUGGCUUGCAUGCCUCGUCAAUCCACAGAGUUAUGUCAGCUGGAACCUUGUGCUCCUUACAGGUCUAGCCAAGCCGAACAGGUCUGUUAGGGGAGAGGCCAGACUAAAAUGUUGCACCCUGGCCCUCCAGGCUGGGGGUUUUGCUUUGGGCUAACAACCCACAUGUAAAGAAAAAAAAAAGCUGUUAACAGAAACCACAACAGUACCACAACAAUGGUGGGGCCAUGUGCUCCUUGAGGAGUAACAAGGAGUAAACUACUUGCAACUGUAGAAUAGUCCAUCAACACUCAAGCAGGUAUUAACUUUCUCCAGAAUAUCAUAUAUCAUCAUUUUGCAAGAACAUGUACAAGAUUUAGUCCUCCCUGAUAUGCCCACAACAAGUGCACAAACAUCAAAUGACAUCAUGCUUUAUGUAUAUAUCUUUCAGUCUUAUUGGUUUAAAAAAAAAAAUACAUGCAAAUGCCAACUAGUUUACAACUACCAAACCACCUCAGGAGUUUUUAGCUGAGCAUCUGGCAUUUUAAUAAUUUAAAUACAUUUUCUACUUGAAUUAUUAGUAUCUUAAAACAUGUUCAUGUGAAAGCAAAAACACUUGAAAUUACAGGUAACUGACUUUUGUAAUAAAAUGUUAAUAGGUAUGACCUGUAAUAAGCUGUUACCUCUUAUGAAGAAGACGGUAGUCUGCAAGAUUGUACUAUACCCAUUUGCACUGUGUUCAACAAAAGUUUUAAGAUCUGACAUCUGUUCAUGUUAUAAAAUUUUUAUCAAAUGUUACCAGUCUGUGCUUUCUGUCUCUCACUGUGUGCAGUGCUUUAUUAUGCAUUUUAAUUUUGUCUUCACAGUGUAUAAGUUGCCUCUUUUACUUAUGUCCUGCCGCUAGAUCUGUAAGGUUUUAUUUACCAUAGAUAUUUAGUAAAGACCUUGAUCACUACUUCUUAAAGAUAAUGAAGUGUACAUUCUCAAGUUUGCACUUCAUUAAACUUAAACUAGUGGAAUCAAUUUUUCUUGCUGCUGGGCACUCUGUGCUAUAAGUAGAUGCAGUACAAGUCUUUCUGAUCGAUAUGAUGCCCCAGAUCAGUAGUUUUACAUAAACCUACAUUUUUGAAAACUGUCAAAUUGAUCACUUCUGUGUAUACAAAGCAAUAAAUUUAUAGAUGCAGAUGAUAGGUGCAUGUGUGAAUAUGUGUGCAUGAGUGUAUAUAUGAAUGAACAAGUUCUAAUGCAUGGGAUGUUGAAAAUGAUGUAGUAAACAUCAUGUAAAGUGCAAAGUAUGUUUGAUUUUAUGUACUGUUUGAAUAGAAUAACAAUAACAGUUUUUAGAUAAUUUACAUAAUUAAGUUUUGCUAAAUAAAUAUUUUGAUGGAAACUUUUUUGGAAUUAGUAUGGACUUGUAAAAUAAUUUUCUGUUCAAUUAAUGCAAUAAUGGUCAAAAUAGACUUUCUGAAUCAAUUCUUUUUAUAUCACCAUGUCUGUUCUCUGUGAGUAAACAUAUAAAACAGACCACGUCUCAGGCUAAAAAAUGAAUACCUUCUAUAUGAGCAUCGAAUGUUGUUUACAGUUUUGCAAGCUAUUUUUUUUUUUUUUUUGCACUUCUUUGCAUCCUAACAAAUGCCACAUUUUGUGAUAAACAUUCUGAACACGUUUUUGUAAAGUGUUUGAAAUUUUAAUAUAUUUUUCUUUUUUAUAAGUUUACAAUAAUCAGAAGAGCUGCAGAAGAUUCGGUUGUUUGUCCAUUGUGACAUGAAAUCAUACAAGGGUUAAUUUGUGGAAAAUUCUCUUAUUCAGCCAAAUCUCUUUAAAAAGGGGGAUGGAACUAAUAGUAUAUUAAACGAAAUGUUCACAUUUUAAAGGGAGAACAUAUGUUACUCUCUCCAUUAAAAUCCAUCUGAUAAGAAUGUCUUGUGGUAAUCCUGUCUGUACAGAAACAGAACACCCUCUUUUUACGUAGCACAUUGUGGGCUUCCAAUUAAUGCACUCCAUAGCAAGCAGUGUUGUUCCCCUAACCUUUACCUUGAGAAUGUGUCAAAAAUCAUGACUUUGACUAGAGAAGAUCACUCUACCUUACUCUUCUUCUAUAUUCUCUGGAAGACCAUUUAGGUUGUUUGCCCCAUAAACAGAACGGGCAAAACAACUGCCACAGACUAGGUCAAUGAUUGUAGAUUUAAAUUAUUUUAUAUAAAUGACUUUUAUACAAAAGAUUAGGUUUUGAAAAGCAUAUUCUGGGUCUGGCUUGUUUGUGUUAGAUACAUUAAUUAAAAUUUUAGGGUGUUUUGGAUGUCUUUAUAGGUUCUGUAUUUGAAAGACAUCCCCACCUGGAAUGAAUUGUUGAUUAAAAAGUGAUGAUAAAUGUGAUUAGGCAUAAUUUGUUGUGUCCUUAAUGUAGUGUAGAUUUUAAAAAAAGUUUCAUUUGGUUAAAUGAAAUCUUUUUUGUCUGUAAUUUGUACAUGUAAUCUUUACUGGACCAAUGUAUGUAAAAGUAGUUCUGUUUCACUUUUUUUUCAUAAAAAGCCUACCACUGGCUGUUCUUGACAUAAUUGCUUUUUUACUUGUUUGGAAUGAUGGUGAUAUGAUAGAACCUUGCCAGGAAGCGAGGAUCAUUGUGUGUGCUCAGGUUCUGCAAAAUGUCUUCAUCUCUAAAACAAGUUGUUCAGGCGUUGGCUACAGAGGUAGUUUGUUCAGCUCUCAUGACACUUUGUGCAAGCAGUUUCUGCCAUUGGUUUCAGUUGUUAUAGAUCAGAUAUCACUUGCUGGAAGGUUUUAGAAAUAAAACUAAAAUCCACAGAAUUAAUAGAAAGGGUAAUGGUUUACAGAGAAUUUAAACUACCGACUGACAUAUAGUCCUGAAUAUUGCUGUGAGUGAAACUCUGCUCAUCCAAACACUACUCAUAUGUUCACUCAUAAUCUCCCAUCACGCCAUUCGUUUCCUGUAACCCUUAACCUUGACGAGGCUCAGACCUGUCUCUGCCUAAUACGUGUCAUGGCCGUGCAUGUGUUCCCCAUUCACUAGACAGUGAGGCAACAUUACUACCCUUGCUACCACCGCGCCCAUCUGAUACCACUGUACUGACUUGUAUUGUUCCAUAUUUGUAUUGUACUGUAUUGAUCAACUACACUUUGACUACAAGCAAAACGAUUGCGCUUCGGACUCAAUAAACUCUAUAGUUGCAAGGUAUAGAUUUGAUACUAUGAUUUUUUCCUUGUGGAGAGAAAUAAAUGCCGACGAACUUUC
Messenger RNA from Pomacea canaliculata, 12418 nucleotides. RefSeq names its product transcription factor SOX-6-like. Gene Ontology annotation, biological process: cell fate commitment; regulation of transcription by RNA polymerase II. Gene Ontology annotation, cellular component: nucleus. Gene Ontology annotation, molecular function: DNA-binding transcription factor activity, RNA polymerase II-specific; RNA polymerase II cis-regulatory region sequence-specific DNA binding. Bases 1998 to 4424 code for a protein of 808 amino acids. The record is from RefSeq and is a predicted model, not a curated record. NCBI's taxonomy places the organism in Eukaryota, Metazoa, Mollusca, Gastropoda, Architaenioglossa, Ampullariidae. The transcript has 10 exons.